UCUGGCUGAGCCUAGGGCGGGCGGGGGACCGGUAUAAAGCAGCGGGUGCCUGUGCCUGCUCCACCUCGUGCGCACUGCCUGCUUGAGUCUGUUCUGCCCCCUCCCCACCACUUGGCCACCACCAUGACACUGGACAUCCAGGCCCCUUUCUUCUUCCUGCUGCUGCUAUUCCAAGUGCUUACAGGUGAGGGGCGCAAGACUUCGAGUAUGCAAAGCCCUGCCUCAACCUCUGCUGCCCCUUCGGUUCACGGUGGCACCACACCCGCCAGGCCCAGUGGCGCCUCACCUCCGAGCACCAGCUCAGCCUCAGGCCCGGCUGCCCCUCCGGGCCACGGUGGCACCUCGCCCCGGGCCACCAGUGGCGCCUCACCUCCGACCACCAGCCCUGCCUCAGGCCCGGCCGCCCCUCCGGGCCACGGUGGCACCUCACCCCGGGCCACCAGUGGCGCCUCACCUCCGACCACCAGCCCUGCCUCAGGCCCGGCCGCCCCUCCGGGCCACGGUGGCACCUCGCCCCGGGCCACCAGUGGCGCCUCACCUCCGACCACCAGCCCUGCCUCAGGCCCGGCCGCCCCUCCGGGCCACGGUGGCACCUCGCCCCGGGCCACCAGUGGCGCCUCACCUCCGACCACCAGCCCUGCGUCAGGCCCGGCCGCCCCUCCGGGCCACGGUGGCACCUCGCCCCGGGCCACCAGUGGCGCCUCACCUCCGACCACCAGCCCUGCGUCAGGCCCGGCCGCCCCUCCGGGCCACGGUGGCACCUCGCCCCGGGCCACCAGUGGCGCCUCACCUCCGAGCACCAGCCCUGACUCAGGCCCGGCCGCCCCUCCGGGCCACGGUGGCACCGCGCCCCGGGCCACCAGUGGCGCCUCACCUCCGAGCACCAGCCCUGACUCAGGCCCGGCCGCCCCUCCGGGCCACGGUGGCACCUCGCCCCGGGCCACCAGUGGCGCCUCACCUCCGACCACCAGCCCUGCCUCAGGCCCGGCCGCCCCUCCGGGCCACGGUGGCACCUCGCCCCGGGCCACCAGUGGUGCCUCACCUCCGACCACCAGCCCUGCCUCAGGCCCGGCCGCCCCUCCGGGCCACGGUGGCACCUCGCCCCGGGCCACCAGUGGCGCCUCACCUCCGACCACCAGCCCUGCCUCAGGCCCGGCUGCCCCUCCGGGCCACGGUGGCACCUCGCCCCGGGCCACCAGUGGCGCCUCACCUCCGACCACCAGCCCUGCCUCAGGCCCGGCUGCCCCUCCGGGCCACGGUGGCACCUCGCCCCGGGCCACCAGUGGCGCCUCACCUCCGACCACCAGCCCUGCGUCAGGCCCGGCCGCCCCUCCGGGCCACGGUGGCACCUCGCCCCGGGCCACCAGUGGCGCCUCACCUCCGACCACCAGCCCUGCCUCAGGCCCGGCUGCCCCUCCGGGCCACGGUGGCACCUCGCCCCGGGCCACCAGUGGCGCCUCACCUCCGACGACCAGCCCUGCCUCAGGCCCGGCUGCCCCUCCGGGCCACGGUGGCACCUCGCCCUGGGCCACCAGUGGCGCCUCACCUCCGACCACCAGUCCUGCCUCAAGAUCAUCUUUCAUUCCAGCACACAAGAGCACCUCUUCCAAGGUUACCAUGACCCAAGCCAGCAAGGGCACUCCAUCCUCAGUACCCAGUUCUGAUACUCCCACCAUUUCUGCCAGCCACAUUACCAGGACAAUUGCCAGCAGCACUAACCAGAGCAUAGUACCUCCCACCUCCUCCAAUCAUACAACUUCUCAGCAGUUGCAUAUUUGGGUCUCCCUGUUCUUCCUGUCUUUUCGCAUUACGAACCUCCAGUAUAACUCUUCCCUGGAAAAUCCCAGCACCAGCUACUACCAGAAGCUGCUGAGAAGCAUUUCUGUAUUGUUUGUGCAGACUUAUAAACAAGAGGAUUUUCUGGGCUUCUUAGAUAUCAAGUUCAGGCCAGGAUCUGUGGUGGUAGAAUUAAUUUUGGCCUUCCGAGAGGGUACCACUGCCCACCAUGUGGAGAGACAGCUUGGUCAGCUUGAAGCAGCAGCAGUCAAAUAUAACCUGAUCAUCAGCGGAGUUAGUGUGCGUGAUGUAUCAUCUCCUUCCUCUGCCCAGCCUGGGUCUGGGGUGCCUGGCUGGGGCAUUGCCCUGCUGGUACUGGUCUGUGUUCUGGUUGCCCUGGCCAUCAUUUAUCUCACUGCCCUGGCUGUGUGUCAGUGCAGACAAAAGAACUUUGGGCAGCUGGACCUCUUUCCAAUCCAAGAUGCCUACCAUCCUAUGAGCGAGUACCCCACCUACCACACCCAUGGGCGCUAUGUGCCCCCUGGCAGUACCAAACGGAGCCCCUUUGAGGAGGUUUCUGCAGGCAACGGUGGCAGCACUCUCUCUUACGCGAACCUGGCAGCCACUUCCGCCAACCUGUAGGGGCACGUUGCCUGCUGAGCAUCCAGCCAGUGCCCGACCACCUCCCUGGGUUUCUUCACUGCUGCAGCCCCUGCCUUGCCCCCAACUCUGUUCUGGGCUGGUGAUCUGGGCGUUCAGGUGGGCUGCCCAUAGUCUCCCUCACAGGCCCCACCAAGUCCCUUAACCCAUCUUAGCCCUGGCGAAGCCCAUCCGAGCCCCUGGGGACAAGCCUGAGGCAGUGGCUCCCAGGAGGACUGGCCGGGACAGCUCGGAGAUGGGAGUGGGAACCUGAACAUGGCUGAAUAAAACUCGGGCCUCC
Molecule: messenger RNA, 2716 nt
Organism: Kogia breviceps (pygmy sperm whale)
Lineage: Eukaryota; Metazoa; Chordata; Mammalia; Artiodactyla; Physeteridae
Source: RefSeq, a predicted model, not a curated record